GACAGACCGUGUUCACUCAACGUUUGAAGGUCUUCUUGCCCAUCUGAACCAUUUAUACGGGCGUAGUACUACAAGGCCACUACCACGCCGGAUCUCCUGCAAGCUCCUGCACCAUCGGCUUCAUCCAGUGUUCAGAAUCUCUCCCGUAUUCGAAGACCCCUGCAGCUUGACCGAGCAUUUACGGAACUAACAUGUAAUAUGAUACCCACCACCGCAAAUCCACAGCACAGGAAACCCGCCACCAGGAAAUUUUUGGCACCUCCUGUAAAAGUGGCAUGUUUAGAAUGUCGUGCUGCACGCACUCGAUGCAAUGGUAAAACACCAUGUGCAAAUUGUGCCAAUCGAGGUUGUGAUUGCGUCUAUACAGCAAGCAAGAGAGGUGGUGCAAGAAGACGCAAGAAGAACAACAAUAGCGAAGGUCAUAUAGAACAAUCGCCACCAAAUGAGCUCCUUACUGGUCCAGCUCCGGUGGUUUCAUUGGCCACCCCUGGUGCUGGUCUUCUCCAAAGCGAUGAACAAUUGGACUUUGAUAUGGACUUCGACUUUGACCCAAACAUACAAGGGAGUCAAGAACCUUUAACAAUGAACGAAGGAUUCUUACCGCAAAAUAUUUUAGAAGAUUCCUUUCGAAUGGAGACAGAAACACCUGUAGUAAAAACUUAUGCUAACGAUGAGGAUAUUUUAAGCGCAUACUAUGUUUACAUCCAUCCAUAUUUCCCUGUUCUUCCACCCCCUUUGAUUAACCAAGCUGUUGAUAAAUGGGAAACUGGGGUACAAGGACCAAACGAUAUCCUAUUUCAUAGCAGGAGUAAUCCACAAUUUCAAUCUGCUUCCCCGAUGACCCUUGCGAUCUGUGCACUUCUUGCACUAAUUCCACAUCCUGAUGAUCCAACCCCCACAUCUCCAGAAUCUAUUCUACUUCGUAGAAAUCAAGCGCAAGUCUUCGCCCAGUUGGCGAUUGAUGGCGUUGAGAUUGAGAAUGAGAUGAUAGAGUCUAUAGUGGACCCUGGGGAGGCUCUAAGCGCCCAAGAGAUGCAGAUAUAUCGCAGACAAAUCCACCCACAAGUAAGGUUGGAGGCAGAGAGUACAAUCGCACUGCUGUUACUAUGCACUUAUGAAUAUUCCCAACGAGGGAAUAUUUCGAAGAUGCGCAAGAGGUGUGGACAAGCUUUGGUAUCUGCCAUGGACUUGGGAUUGCAUUCAAAGGACAAAGAGGACUACCCAUAUGCCGAAUCAGAUAGACGAGUAUGGUGGAUGACGUACGUCUGCGUUUGCCAAGGCUCUAUACUUAGUUGCAUGGCUCCCUCUAUUCUCCUCUGCGAUCCAAGAUUCACGACGCCACUUCCAACCUUUGGGUCUGAUUCGGAUGCUUGGGAUGUCUUUCUUGAGGCACAAAGGGUGAUUGCCACAGCAACACAAUUCGUGAUUGAUCUCGAGUCAUCUUUGAAAUCAGAAUCUCAUGAUCUGAAACUCUGGGAGACAAUGGCAGGAUUAGAAAGGACCAUUGAGCCGCUGGUUCAAAAUGCAGAAAAGUGGUCCUAUGGAAACGUGGAUGACAUGGAACCAUCAGAGAGCGUCGUCGCAAAAAGCCUGCGGAUGAUGACACGUAUCAAGUUGAAUAGCGCAAGGAUUAAGAUCCAUCGAUAUUGUGCAUUCUCUGAUAUGCCGGUCUUCACAAAGAAGCAUUGUGACUUGUCUUCUACCCCUUCUGCUGGGCAAAAUCCAGGUACCGCCUGCGGUUGUAGCAACAACCUACAGCAGGCCACAGCCACUUUAGCGCUCAGCCCUGGUAUCUUGAAUUCCCCAAUACCUGAUGAUAUUUCUGUUUUUGACUCCCCGAUCCUGCCAUUCAGUGGUCGAUUUUCUUCAAAGGUAUGCAUGCAAUCCGCAUUCAACAUCGCCCAAUCUUUCCGUGCUUUGCCAUUACCACGGCCUUCAGACCCUAGAAAUGCUUCCUAUUGGAACAGCACUAGACAAACAAAUCUACCUCGCAUGAUGCCAAUAUUUGCCUGCUGCAGCAUGCAAGCAAGUUAUUCAAUGAUUAUGCUUUGCCACAAGACUCUUGCAAUUAAGCAAGCUAGUUCUUUUGAAGAUGGACUCAGGAGGAGAACUGAUAAACUGUUGUUUCAAUUGCACGAGGGCAUCAGAAUGAUCCUGGAUGCAUUGGAGAAUUACUCAACGGCCAAUGAAGCUUUGAAGGGAAUGCGAGAUCAAAUACGUAUGGCGGUAGAUUCCGUUGCGGCUGUUCAAUGAUAAUCUUCGGACUUCUUUUCCAUUAGCGGCUGAAUAGUACAAUAAAUAAAAUUUAUACAAUUCUUUUGGGAAUCGUGCUCAUGAGACUGGAGUCGAUAUUCUGGCGAGGUCAAAUUGGACCGGUGUAACAUGAACUGUACUUAACCGACGUGGGAAAAUCCGAAUCUCAAAAAUGAGCGCUCAUAAGGGAUGUAUCGAUUUGAUUAACAUUAUGAUAAUUCUUGCCUCCACCGGUGGAUAUCAAAUUUUCAGCUCUAGGCGGCUUUUCCCAGUUUUUCGGUUCCAUCCAGGAAUUUGGCUGUCUGGUCAGGUCUGAUCUGUCCCUCAUCAUACCACCAAACACAACCCACCUUAAAUUUUUAAGUAAACGCA
Molecule: messenger RNA, 2625 nt
Organism: Botrytis cinerea B05.10
Lineage: Eukaryota; Fungi; Ascomycota; Leotiomycetes; Helotiales; Sclerotiniaceae
Exons: 10
Coding region: 199-2253 (684 amino acids)
Biological process (GO): DNA-templated transcription; regulation of DNA-templated transcription
Molecular function (GO): DNA binding; DNA-binding transcription factor activity, RNA polymerase II-specific; zinc ion binding
Source: RefSeq, a predicted model, not a curated record